AUGAUCGUCAACGCUUUUGUCUCAAGUUGUACCCAGCUGGUGCGAAGACAUGUACCCGGGGUAUUGAUGCUUAUUGUCUCGAGCCCGCCAUCGGUCAUCCCACCGGCGCUGGCGGGAAACAGUAUCCCCUCCCCACACGCGUGUCGUGUUAUGGAUGUGGGUCUAGGCCUGGGCCCUCCCCGAGGGCCCUUGGGCUACGAACCUGACGACGGCCUUCCACAAGCAGAUCCACUGCCGGACGGAUGGGUCGAGCACCGACUGCAGGUCGACCGGAAGCGUUUGGAAGCGAUGAUCACGGGCAACCCCCUCCACGGCACCGGCCUAUACCUCCAGAAUGCCGACGAAUUUUUCCGGAAGGUACAAGAAAUGUCGGAGGCUGUCGUCUGCUGGCCGUCAAAGCUGAAGAUUGGCGCGAAGACCAAGAAAGACCCAUUCGUGAAGAUCCUCGGCCUUCCACACCAAGUCGAGGUAGCUGCUCAGUUGAUAGCCGCCAAACUACAGGUCAAGAGAGAUCGUGUAACGCUCAAAAUGGAAAUUGUCCACUCGGCCCAUUCGCAUAUUAUCGGAAAGGGCGGAAGGGGUAGUCAGACGGUGAUGAGACAUACCGGAUGUCACGUCCAUUUUCCGGAUGGCAACAAGUAUAGCGAAGACCUCACAAAAAGUGACCAGGUUUCGAUCGCGGGUCCCGCGGCGCAAGUCGAGCAAGCGCGACGGUUGCUUAGGGACCUCUGCCCCGUUAUCAUCCAACUCGAAGUCCCGUACCUGGCUGCCCAUCCCCCAAUGUUCCCCCCGGUCAGCCCGACCGUAAAUAUAAUGUGGAAAAAGGUAUUGCCUACUGACUUGUACGCUGCGAGGCUGCGCCGGGAA
Molecule: messenger RNA, 867 nt
Organism: Mesorhabditis spiculigera
Lineage: Eukaryota; Metazoa; Nematoda; Chromadorea; Rhabditida; Rhabditidae
Source: the annotation of a GenBank genome assembly